Messenger RNA from Colletotrichum scovillei, 2443 nucleotides. RefSeq names its product zinc knuckle. The coding region runs from base 314 to 2098 and encodes 594 amino acids. Gene Ontology annotation, molecular function: zinc ion binding; mRNA binding. The transcript has 6 exons. Gene Ontology annotation, cellular component: nucleus. Gene Ontology annotation, biological process: regulation of mRNA splicing, via spliceosome. Lineage: Eukaryota; Fungi; Ascomycota; Sordariomycetes; Glomerellales; Glomerellaceae. The record is from RefSeq and is a predicted model, not a curated record.
CGCUAGUACUCUUCUCGGACCGUGUCAGUGGUAUCGGACUUUGGCUACCUUAUCACGUGCACCUAUCCAGCUUCCCAAUCGGGCCCGCCACGGUGGCGCCCAGAAAUUCGGGCCAAUUGGCUCCCGCCCCUUAGCUGAAGGACAGAAGGCGCCAGCCAGGCUGAAAGAUUCCUGUUCAGUCAGGGCCCUCCCAUAUUAUUGCAACGGUUCCAUAUAAAAGUUCCCUUCCCCCAACCAUCGAAAUCAAUAAUCACCAUCACGCCACGCUAUUCCCUCUGACUGACAGCUUGCUUGCCAUCGCGCAUCAGUCAACAUGUCGUGGAGAAACCAGGGAAUCACGGGUUCCAACAACAUCCCUUUGGGGAAGCGCCGGUUUGGCGGCGAUGAUGGUGGUGAGGAGGAGUUCCAGGAAGCUCCCCCCAGCAAUGGCAACGGAGAGCUGAAGCGCGGUCGCAGCCCAGAGCCUCGUACCGAUGCCGAUGGCCCUCGCCGCAGAAAGAAGAGAAACCGUUGGGGCGACGCGUCCGAAAACAAGGCUGCUGGAUUGAUGGGCUUGACGACGGCCAUCACGGCAAACAUGACCGGCGAGCAGUUGGAGGCGUAUACCCUUCAUCUCCGUAUUACGGAAAUCAGCCAGAAGCUUCGCAUUGACGACGUCGUUCCCGCGGAUGGAGACAGAUCACCCUCUCCUGCUCCCCAGUACGAUAACCAUGGUCGCCGUAUCAACACGCGCGAGUACCGAUACCGCAAGCGCCUCGAAGAUGAGCGCCACAAGCUCAUCGAAAAGGCCAUGAAGACCAUUCCUAACUACCACCCGCCACAGGACUACCGCAGGCCCACCAAGACCCAAGAGAAGGUCUACGUGCCUGUUAACGAUUACCCAGAAAUUAACUUCAUCGGCUUACUUAUCGGACCCCGUGGCAACACUUUGAAGAAGAUGGAGGGAGAAUCUGGCGCCAAGAUUGCCAUUCGCGGCAAGGGCUCAGUCAAGGAGGGCAAAGGUCGUUCGGACGCAGCUCACGCCAGCAACCAGGAGGAGGAUCUUCACUGUCUCAUCAUGGCCGAUACAGAGGAGAAGGUCAAUAAGGCCAAGAAACUCAUUCACAACGUCAUUGAAACCGCCGCCUCCAUUCCCGAAGGACAGAACGAGCUCAAGCGCAACCAGCUUCGCGAGCUUGCUGCCCUUAACGGUACCCUCCGUGACGAUGAGAACCAGGCUUGCCAGAACUGUGGCCAGAUCGGCCAUCGCAAGUACGAUUGUCCCGAACGCCAGAACUACACUGCCAGCAUCAUCUGCCGCGUCUGUGGCAACGCUGGACACAUGGCUAGAGAUUGUCCCGACCGACAGAAGGGUGCCAGCUGGCGCAAUGACGGCGCUGGCAGAGCUGGCUCGGCUGGUCGCAUCGAAGGCGGAGACGCUGUCGACCGCGAGUACGAGCAACUCAUGCAAGAACUCGGCGGCGGCUCAGCCGGUGGCGCUGCACCUGCACGCAUCGAAGCCGGCCCUGGUUCCUACAAUAACAACGGACCCAGCGGCGGUGAUGCGAAGCCUUGGCAGCGUGGUCCUACCGGCGGUCCUGCUCCUUGGCGCAGCCGCAACAACGACUCGCGCGAUGAUCGCGAUCGUGGUGACCGCGACCGCGACGGUGGUGGCGGCGGCGGCGGCGGCGGUCCUGCUCCUUGGGCUCGCGAUCGCAACCGUCGUGAUGACCACAGAGGCGGCCACAAUGGAGGUCACGGCGGCUACGGCGGCAGUGACCACUAUGGCGGUGGCGGCCAAGGUGGCUAUGGUGGUCAAUCUGCUGGCGCUGCUCCUGGUGCCGCUCCCUGGCAUCAGCCUCCCGGAACCCAGAACGGCUACGGUGGCUAUGGUGGAUACCCGGGAUACGGUGCGCCUCCUGGCAUGGCCGCACCACCAUCUGGCGUCCCUCCGCCGCCUCCUGGUGCUCCUGGUCUUGGAGCCCCUCCAGGUCUGGCUGGCGGCCUCAACGCACUCAUUCAGCAGUAUGCUGGAGGCGCCCCUCCCCCGCCUCCCUCGGACAAUGCUCCUCCUCCGCCUCCCAGCGACCAACCUCCCCCACCUCCCCCUGGUGCCUGAAGUGGCGUGAGGGAGCUAGGAGGUAGAUCAGACGACUAACCUUGAUGCUAAGCUCGCAUCUGCACACCGACUACGUUGACAACUAACGCUCAACUAACAACCAAGGAUUCAUACCAUGACUUCCAGGGUUGGACAAGUGUUCGCACCUACGCAUCAACGUGUUUUUCUCGCCCGAGUAUUUGAAGACCCAAGUGUGGGCAGCAAGCACUUAACGCAAAAAAGCAGAAUCAACAAAACAGCGGACACAAGAAAGCAAAUUGUACGAUAGAAUAGGAACGGGAAUUCUAGUGGACACUAAUCCAUAGGCUUUUCUUUCAUGCAUCGGUGCGUUUCUUUUAUAGCCAA